Molecule: messenger RNA, 2046 nt
Organism: Clarias gariepinus (North African catfish)
Lineage: Eukaryota; Metazoa; Chordata; Actinopteri; Siluriformes; Clariidae
Gene: oacyl
Product: O-acyltransferase like
Exons: 15
Coding region: 1-2046 (681 amino acids)
Molecular function (GO): acyltransferase activity, transferring groups other than amino-acyl groups
Source: RefSeq, a predicted model, not a curated record
AUGGUCCAUCAUAGCCGACCUGAGAGUGCAACGAUGCUGCAGGUGAGAAAGACCGCUGUCCUCUCCACCCUCGGCCUCUUCUUCUGCUCCUGGACGGCUGCAUGUGGACUCAACGUCACCGCCAGAUGUGCUCGGGAUGCUGUGAUGUUCCUCACAGAACUGAAGAGAAAUCAACCUGACAAAUACGCAGUGCUCAUGUAUGACGCAUUCGGGAAGUUGGGCAGCGACGUCGAGGGCGGGAACGUGAACAGAGUCGGCUCUGUGCAGGAGUGUCUGUCCGUUAAAGGCCCUGGAUUUGGAGGACGAUACUGCCAGGUCUUUCUCAAACAGGGGGCGCUGGACUACUUUGUAGGUAUUUGUGUUCCUGAUUCCUGCAAUGAAGCAGACGUGAGCACGCUUAUUGUCCAUGAAGAUUUCCUACAGGGUCGGACCCCCGUCAUUCCUCUUGUACCGGAUCCGUUCACAUCAGAACCAACACUGGACUUUCUUAUGACUCAGUGUAUCAGAAAAAACAUCACACCUGACCUGUCUGCUGUAGUGUGUCUGUGUGUGUGUGUCGUGAUGGUGGCUCUGCCGCUCGCGGUGACCGUCUGGGUUGCUCUGGUCCAGUGGAAUAAAAAGAGAAAAGCCCGGUCAGAGGUUGAGCCCCUGAACUAUGGAGCGAUUCUGGUCAACAGUUCAGCCAAUCAGAGCAAAGAAUGCAUUUUACUCCAAAACACACAACAGAGGGAGCAGGAGGGUCAAGACACAGGCCAUGUGAUGUCGUUCCUGCGUUCGCUCUCCGUCCGGGUCCGUGGUCUGUGUUUCGGUGACGGGGAGUGCCACGGUGUGUGUUCCAGAAGCAGUUAUCCGUCUCUCAAUGGUGUUCGUGUUCUCAGCCUCUUCUGGAUCAUCUGUGGACACACAGUGCAGCUCAGCGCCUGGAGCGGCCUCGAUAACAGUAAGCGCUGGAGGGCGGCGGUGGAGGACAAUCCUCUGUACGUGGUGGCUUUCAGUGGACCAGUUUAUCUCGCCGUCGAUACGUUUUUAUUACUUGGGGGUCUCCUGAGUGCAAAGUCUUUUCUUGGCUGCGUCCAGAAAUCGGAUGACAAGCUGAGCCUCCGACUGAUCGCUCACUUCCUGUUUAGAAGGUUCAAGAGGAUCCAGCCGCUGCACCUCUUCAUCGUGUGUGCGAUCGUUGCACUCUUCUCCUUCCUUCAUGAAGGUCCGUUCUGGUUCACAGUCGAAGACCAAAUACUGAAUUGUAAAGAGUUCUGGUGGUCCAACCUGCUGCUCGUCAACAACCUGAUUACCAUCAAACAUACGUGUGCACCAUGGACUUGGUACCUCUCAGUCGAUUUCCAGUUCUAUGCAACGACUCCAUUCCUCAUUUUCCUCUACAGACUGAAUAAGCGUGUGUUGGUGGGCGUGGCUUUCACAAUGUUGGUGAUGUCGUGUGUUUCUAGUGCUUUAGUCACUGAGUUUCUGCACCUACCUGUUCACCAGCCCACAACACUUGAAUAUGAAAGUUACUUUGAGUAUUACUACAACAAGCCGUACACCAGAUAUGGCCCGUACCUGCUGGGCGUCCUCGCGGGGAUUUACACGGUGACCAAGAAGGAGGAUCUCAUAAAGCAGCGGUGGCAGGCGGCUUCCGGUUGGUUCGUCUCUCUGUCCAUCAUGGCUGUGAUAGUGGGAUCUGCUUACUUGCUGAGGGGUCAAGGGUCACCCGGUCACACGGUGUAUCAGGGGCUCCAUCGCUCACUCUGGGCCCUCGCCGUGGCCUGGGUCAUCCUCGCCUGUGAGCAGGGAUACGGAGGCUUUGUGAAUAGGUUCUUGUCCAUGCGUGUGUGGGUUCCUCUGUCCAACAUCAGCUUCGCCUGCUACCUCGUUCACCCUCUUCUCAUUUUACUCUACGACUCCAAACAGGAAACUCUCCUCCACUACACUGACCUGAACUUCUUCUAUCUGUUCCUGGCUCACUCGGCCCUCACCCUGGUUCUCUCCUGGGUUCUCACUGUGCUGAUUGAGAAGCCCUAUCAGCUCCUGAGCUCACCUAAAGCAUAA